CAACUGUGCCCUUCUUUACUCCACAGACCCCACAAUGAGUAAAGGAUCAGCAACAUCUACCCUCAAACAAGGGAACCAGCGAGUUCUAUGGGAAGAUGAACUACAUGUGGCCUUCUUGGACCCAACCCCCAACUUGAGAGGGGCCACUGUGGUCAUGUGUAAGGACUUGGAGGCCAGAGACUUGUGGACACUGACUGAGGAACAGUUUGUAAAAUUAAUGCUGGCAACUAAACAGAUAGCCCAGCACGUUGCAGCAAAGCUGACGGUACGACGUUGUGCAAUGGUGGCCGACAGCAAGGUCAGAGGUCAUGCCCACACCCUAGUCCUACCCCUAGACAGUGUGGGGGAGAGAUGGUCUCCUGUGCUUGCAGAGGAGACGGAGUUUAGCACUGUUUGCCCUGGGUAUGUCACGACAAAGAGCUGCCCUCGUGCUGAAGACUCUACACUGGACAACAUCCAGUCUCGCAUCCUGCAAGCCAGCCAAUGCAACUUACCAGACAAUGGUGAAGUGAGUCAAAGUCAUCCCAAGUUCUCUCCAGACACAACCUUCUUUGGGGAGGCGUCCGACGACAACCUGUUUGCUCGCAUCGUUCGCGGAGAGCUGCUACAGUGGCGCGUGUGGGAAGACAGGGACCACGUAGCCUUCCUUACCCCCUUCCCCAACACACCUGGAUAUACAGUUGUGGUCCCACGGACACACCUGUCCAGUGAUAUCUUCAGUCUUCCAUCAGAUGCUUACACUAAACUCCUCCUGUGUGCUAGAACUGUAGGCCUGAUCAUGAAGAAGGGACUGAACACUGAAGGAUUUGCAAUUGUAUGUGAAGGCAUGGAGAUAGAUUAUGCCCAUGUGAAAGUCAUACCUAUAUAUACAACAACAGGUUCUACAGAGCCAGUAGAGCCUCUGUACAUGGAGAAGUAUAUUGGUUUUGUGACCUCCAAGCCAGGGCCUACUGCAUCAGAGGACUAUCUGGACAAGAUGGAAUCUCUGUUGAAAAUACAAUGAACACUGUUUGUAAUCCAUGCCCAUUCUCCUACACAGAGACAUCCAACGGCACCAGCAAACCGCCUCUUGUCUGUACUCUGCUAUCUCAGCUGUCACCAUCAAUUCCUGACCGCCCUGCUUCUAAAUAUUAAUGAGCUUAUUACCCUUAUGAAUGCAAGAUCCCUUUUGAAAACUGAAAAGCCUAUUCUCUGAUUGGCUGAAAGCUGGUUUGUGGCAAUGCCCACAAGAACUUAUCGGAUGGUGACAGUUGAGAUAGCAGAGUACAGACAAGAGGUUGGCGCUAUUAGAUGUCUCAGCGUAAGAGAAUGUCCAUACCUGGUUAACUGCGCCAUGGCUUAACACACUACGUUUUGGGUACAAUAUGCCCUGAAAUUUAGCCAUGUGCAAAAAGUAUAUAGAAACUGGCAUUAAUAUCAACCAACAAAUACAUCAUAAGCACAUCAGCCUAGCUCAUGCCUCAUGUGUUUUUAUGUUUCUAUGUUAUGGAAAAAGAUAUAUUCCUUUGCUGGUUUGAUCUUCUUUCUUCCUUUUGAUGCACAUGUAGAAAGACAUUUAGGGUUUGUUGGAGAUUAGUUAAAGUUGGUGGUUUUCAAUGCUGUGAGAACGCAAUGAAACUUUACCAAGCCC
This is a messenger RNA of Branchiostoma floridae (Florida lancelet), 1630 nucleotides long. RefSeq lists its product as uncharacterized. The transcript has 3 exons. NCBI's taxonomy places the organism in Eukaryota, Metazoa, Chordata, Leptocardii, Amphioxiformes, Branchiostomatidae. Gene Ontology annotation, molecular function: catalytic activity. The record is from RefSeq and is a predicted model, not a curated record. The coding region runs from base 35 to 1003 and encodes 322 amino acids.